This is a messenger RNA of Pangasianodon hypophthalmus (striped catfish), 2311 nucleotides long. Its product is annotated as SUN domain-containing protein 2-like. Gene Ontology annotation, molecular function: protein-membrane adaptor activity. Bases 248 to 1288 code for a protein of 346 amino acids. Gene Ontology annotation, cellular component: meiotic nuclear membrane microtubule tethering complex; nuclear envelope. The transcript has 13 exons. Lineage: Eukaryota; Metazoa; Chordata; Actinopteri; Siluriformes; Pangasiidae. Gene Ontology annotation, biological process: nuclear envelope organization. The record is from RefSeq and is a predicted model, not a curated record.
CUGUAACAGCAGCCUUUCACACACAUGCUGUGUAGCUGUACUCUCAGGAGCACGACCACUGCACUUGGCCUGUUAUUUACUGCCGCUGUGGCUAACAGGCUAACAGGCUACACUGACGCACUGAACUGCGACACCUGUCUCAAACACCAUGACUUCUUUUACCUGGAGCCCAGUCGACGGUUCGAGGACACCGACUUCUGACACAGGCACGUCGGGAUAAGUGCGUGUUUCUCUGGAAUAUUACAAGAUGUCGCGCCGCAGUCCCAGACUAAGCUCAAAGGGGUACUAUAAUCCUGAUGACCACGCGGUUCGACAGAUCUCCUAUAAGGAGACCCCCAUCAGGAUCUUCAGGAAAAGGAAGCGGAAGCACAGAGUGGGCGGGGCCUGUCACAACUUAAUUAAUGAAUUUAACAUGUGUGAUUUCCAGAGCCUGGAAACACAGGAUCCCAUGCUGACAUCUGAAACACCUCCUCAGCAUGAUUCCCCACCCUGCAGAUGUUGUUUAGUUGUGAGGACGGUGGUUCCUCUUCCCCUCCUCCUCCUCCUGCUGGGUUUCGGUGUUUGGUUCUGCUACACGAGUGUUACUAAAUGGCCGGUUCAGCCUGCGGUCCACUUAACACAGGACACACACACACGGGAUCAUGCAGCUCUGUUUAAAGAGAUCGAUUUACUGAAACAGGUGAUAAUGCAGCAGAGGCUAGAAAAAGAGGAAAUAGAAGAAAUCGUACGCAGGGCGCUCAGCCGUCACCGGGCUGAUGAUAUUGGAAUGGCUGACUACGCGCUGGAGUCUUUAGGUGCCGCUGUGGUAGCCAGUACAGCGACCCAUAAAACCAGAUACUGCAAACUGUUCCGCAUCAGUAUGUGGUGCCGAAAUAACGGCCCUGAAACAGUUAUACAGCCGGAGGUCUACCCUGGUAAAUGCUGGGGAUUUAAAGGUUCUCAAGGCCACCUGGUCAUCUCUCUGUCCUACCCUGUACACAUCACCCACGUGACCCUGGAGCAUCUGCCCCGAGUGCUCUCACCCACGGGGCACAUCAGAAGCGCGCCGAGAGACUUUGCAGUUUACGGAAUGGUCAAUGAGAAAGAGGAAGGAAAUCUCCUCGGAAAAUUCACCUAUGACCAGGACGGAGAUCCGAUCCAGACCUUCGAACUUCCGGACUCUCCCAGUGAGGUGUUUGGGCUGGUGAAGCUGAAGAUCCUCAGUAAUUGGGGUCACGCUGAAUACACCUGUGUCUAUCGCUUCAGGGUCCACAGCCGGCCAAGGAGCAGCUACACAUGCUACUUCUGAGAUGCCAGUGAUCCUGACCCCUUCUGCUCCCCGGACCUGCCUGAUCCAUCCUGAUGCCCUACUUCUGGUUGGAGUUCUCAUCGGUUGAGUUCGCUCACUCGCUGCUGCUGGGGCCUGAAGAUAUGGACUGCCUGAAGAACCGUUUGGAUUGCUGGGGAUGGUGCCACCUGGGGGCUGUGGAGAUGGCUUGGGGAUCUCAUAUUGGGAGCUGUACUGUAAUGGCUUGGGACUGCGAUUGCUGUAGUGGCUUUGGGGCUGCAGUUGCACCCAGAUGAGGAUGGGUUCCCUUUUGAGUCUGGUUCCUCUCAAGGUUUCUUCCACAUGUCGUCUCAGGGGGUUUUUCCUCACCACCGUCACCACUGGCUCACUCAUUAGGGAUAAAUUCACACAUUUAAAAUUUAUAUCCUGAAUGUAUUUAUUUCUGUAAAGCUGCUUUGUGGCAAUGUCCAUUGUUAAAAGCUCUAUACAAAUAAAAUGGAAUUGAACUGAACUGAAUCACAACCCACACUAUAUAAGCACACAGGAAGCGCCUGUUUGUGAAGUAAUACUGGGUGUUUCACUGCUUAACUUACCAAGCCUUUGUUUACUCUUUAUGUGGUUCUGGUUUAUGACUUUCUUUGUCCAUGGUUUCAUGAGUUUGAAUUUGCCCUGUUUGUGUUGUUUACUGAUCACUUGAAUCUCUGCUUGUUUCUGACGCUGCUCCUGCUUAACUUUAUGGAUUGUUUUUUCUGUAUUGUAAUAAAUCUCACCUGCAACUGCAGCCGUCUCCGCCGCCAGACAAGCUAGAGUUACCAAGUUCAGCUAUCAUAAAGAUUAGCAUUAACAUUAGCAUGACAUCACUUUCAAAUAGCAAGGUAGGCUGUUCAUUUAGUAAGGGCAUUGCUUUACUUCAUUAUUUAGAUAUAGGUGAUAAAAGUACCUAACUACAGAAUAAUGAUGAUAGAAUAACAGAAUAGUGGGGAAAUGCAUAAUAAUGGACAGUAGAGUAAUAGCAAUAAUGAAAUGAGUAUUGUGUGGCCUAAG